AUGAGUGAACAACAAUCGGUUCCCGUAUAUACAAAUGCUUAUGUGACGUGUUAUGAUAAUUAUUUAGUAAUACAUGAUUAUUAUUUUCCAUUUGGUAAUAAAAAAAUAAUAAAAUAUGCUGAUAUUGACAAAUGUGAAUUAGGUUCUAUAAAAGAAUUAGGUUUUUUUAAAAUAAAAUCAUGGGGUAUGGCAUUGUCACCAAUAUGGUGGCCGGCUGAUUUGUAUCGACAUACAAGUCGAGAGAAAUAUAUUUUAUUAGAUACUCAACAAUGGCCUAAAAUUGGUUUAACAAUGAAUGAUAAUGAAAUUGAUCAAAUAUAUUAUUUUAUAUUAUCAAAAACAUCAACAAAACACCAUAGUAAUGAACCAACAACAUUUGAUGAUACUGAAGUUAAUUUAAAAAAACAUUUUUAA
Molecule: messenger RNA, 414 nt
Organism: Didymodactylos carnosus
Lineage: Eukaryota; Metazoa; Rotifera; Eurotatoria; Philodinida; Philodinidae
Source: the annotation of a GenBank genome assembly